This is a messenger RNA of Cadophora gregata, 5960 nucleotides long. RefSeq lists its product as uncharacterized. Gene Ontology annotation, biological process: DNA-templated transcription; regulation of DNA-templated transcription. NCBI's taxonomy places the organism in Eukaryota, Fungi, Ascomycota, Leotiomycetes, Helotiales, Ploettnerulaceae. Bases 2879 to 5437 code for a protein of 852 amino acids. The record is from RefSeq and is a predicted model, not a curated record. Gene Ontology annotation, cellular component: nucleus. The transcript is spliced from 5 exons. Gene Ontology annotation, molecular function: DNA-binding transcription factor activity, RNA polymerase II-specific; DNA binding; zinc ion binding.
AGAAUUUUUAAUGGAACCUUGAAAGUUGAGAAAGUCGUUCCUGGGGCCUGGGGUUGGUGAUUUGUAACAAACGUUCUUGGCGGCAUGUUUUAGUUGAUCGCUGGGGAGCCAGGCCAGGUAUGGCAGACAGGGCUAGGCAAUCUGGUAGCCUCGCAUGGACUUCUUGUUCUCGCUAGACUGCUGGGGAGAGUAGUGAUAUAAGUUUGGUUUGGGUUAGGAUGUGAAUUAAGGAAGGGAAAUGGUGGGUUUGGGAGGAGGGUCUUUCUUGUUACUGCUUAUUGGAGCAUAGGCUCAAUGUCACACAGUAAUUUACCUACCUAUGAUACUGUAUUUGAAAAUGAAUGGAUUGAAUGGCAGCUUCCACACCAGCAAGAAGAAGUGUAGGUAACCAAAUCAAGAGUAUACAGGGGAAUACCCCGGAGGACAAGAUAAGCUACACCCGUGGUUUGAUACUGCAUGCCAGGUGCUAGGUACCAGGUCAAAGUCAAGAAGAGAAAAGCUUACAUUAAAUGUACAGUACGUACAAUUGCACAACUUCUACGUACAGUACCAUCCUUAACAAACAGCUAUUUUCAAGCCAAGACAAAGAUGAAUCACCACUCAGAAAGUCCAGAGUUAACCCAAGUUUUGUUUUAGAAGUUCGGCGAAGUCUCCAUAAUGAUGUCGGAGAUACCGGAAUUAUCUCCAUGGCCCAAGAACUUCUCUCUCCAAAAUGAUGCUGUUUGGAACGCAUUAUUCUCUCAUUAAUCUAAUCACCUCCAAGCCUCCAAGACUCACUCCCACGCUCUGAGUCAUUCUGCAGCUGACACACACACCCUACACCAAGCUGGCGUUCCCGUCUUUGUCAGCACGCAGAUUUCCUUAAGGUUGCGUUGGUGGGAGUGAGAUUGGAGAGUCGAUCGAGAUCAGGCUUUCCUCCAAGCUCGAACGAAAGGAAAGACGCGCAUUACUGCUGCAGCCUCCACGCCGACUCGACAUCACUACUUGCUCACUCACUCACUCACCGUCGCAGCCCGCUUUCUCUUCAAUUCCACUGUCGCGCGGGAUAUUCGAUUUGAUAUCGGUGGCAAAAACCCCCCUACGACGUAGAGACGACAUCGUGCAUUAUUGGCAAGCUGUUGCUUCAACUUUCCAUCCAUCAAUCCCGCAUCCCCUGUCCUGUCCAUCUGGCAAGCUUUCCGAAGAAAUCGGAUUUCUAAUUCAGAGACCGACCAUCCUAAGACUUGUGCGUUGCUUUUCGGCUUUGUCCAGAAGGCUGCGCUGCACCCUAUCUAGCCUGGGCCUGGGGCACUCACUGACUGGCAUUGGGGCAUGGAUGAUCUGCCCGCCCUCUUGCCCCUCACUGACUGGCCAAUAACAUCCCCCACUUCAGCCUUGCGCCGCUAGGCAGGUAGCUCCAGUUCCCAAUUCACACUUCAUCCGCCGUCCCAAGGACGACGAUUGCAUCAACUCUCUCCAAAUAGAACCGUCCCAGGUUUGAUGAGUGAUCAUUCAGAACGCCUCGCAGUAUUUCCAAUAUCGACGGUAUCCGGAAUCUUCUGUGCAGACUGCGCCCAGUCCAGCUUCAAUCAACACCAUCCAUCCGGUCUUUGUUCGUUCCGCCCCGCGGUAUUUGAGGGACAUUGUCGAGAUCCCGGUGUCCGACGACACUGCCCAUCGUGGAGAUAGCUUGGGAAAGCCAUUCUUUUGGUUGUGGAACGCGAGAGUAAACUGCCCAAUUCUGUAAGUUACAUGCCCCAAUGCGGAUAGUGACAGGAUGAGAGGGGAGUUGCCGCAUGAACACGAACUGACCGUAUUCAGAUCAAUUGAUCGGCCGAGCGACGAACGACCAGGCCGUGGAGCAUCGCGGGCAUACGCUCUUACACCGACCGCCGAGUAUUAUUUUUUCCCCUCGUCAAUAUCCUCCUCCUCAUCGUCUUCCUCGACCUGUGACGGGUCACACCCUCUGCCAGACGCAGACCCUCUCGCAUUCGACCGAGAGACCAGUGGCGCACCAUCCCCUUCCUGAUCAGACGUCACCCUCUCUCCUUCUCGGUUUCUGCAGCUCAGCCCAGGCCUGCAGCAGGCAACCAGGAUACAAUUGAAUUGGUCUGCAUCGAGGGCCAUCCAAUCUUCUGCACGAUCCAUUCUAGAACUGGAAGCUAUCGUCGAAUUGGUGCUUCGGCGAUACUGCCCAACGUGGUGUCGGUGUGAGAGCGAGCGAGCGAGGAAGCAAGCAAGUCUCACUCUCAUUGUGCCGACCUAGAGCUAUCUGAGUAAUCAGAUACUUAGCAGGCAGCUUGAUCUGCAACGGGGAAAGGAUUUGGAACCACCCCCAAGGUCCAUCGAGAGUCCGUCUGUGGGGGACGUCGACCCACCGGUGUAGAAAAACCCCUUUCGUGGACAAGGUCCCCUAAGAUUGCGGUCUGUUUCAUUGGCACUCCUUGAAGGGGCGAAAGAAGGGUUCGGGGGACGAACAGGCAGGCUAUAUACGACAUCUCUAGGCAUUUCUAGUAGCUGCUGAGUGGACAUAAGGCUGCUAGUCAUCUGCAUAUUGGACCCUAUCUCCACCAGUGAAUUCUAAACCCUAAGGGUAGGGCUGUUUGAUCGAGACAGCACCCUGCCUAAGCCUCUAGCCGUGUGCGGGAGGAUAUUCCAGGACGAGUGGCUUCGCCCCUCUACGCUGUCUACUAUUGGCUACGUGGAGAUCACACCGUUGUCAGAUUCAUUGGAACAGUGGUGAAAGUAGCGAUAAAGGACAUAGCUAUCCCUCAGCCAGACGCCCCACUCCUGGCGCUCGCUGAAAAGAUACAUUCCUUGAGUAGUUGAGGUCAUUCUUACCUCCUUACAACUACUAUUCGUGCUUUUCAAUCCGUUCCUUUAGCAAUCAUUUAUCAUCAUGACACCCACGCCCCCUUCUACCACCUCCUCCAGCGCUGGAGGUCACUCUCCCGACGCCCAAUACCGGGUUGUACGGAAGAGAAACAGAGUGCCCCUGUCAUGCGGGCCGUGUAGGCAUAGGAAGUUGAAAUGUAACCGGUCGCACCCAUGCGAGAACUGCGUGAGGAGAGGUGACGCCUCCUCGUGCUCGUAUGCAGCGCCGGGAACUCGCAAGAAGAACCAAAGUCAAGGAGCAACCAGCCCUGAUGAUAUGCAAAACCGUAUUGACCGUUUAGAAGGCCUAGUCCUGUCUCUGAUGACGAAUGGAGCCCAGUCUGCUGGGCCGACAGCGGCUGCUGCCGCCAUCUCCCGCUCCCAGAGCGACAGUGCGGCUUCCUCUUUUCCAACCGAACUGGAUCGCGACGACGACGACAUGAUCAAGGAAGAGGACGAGGGUGAUGAUAGUGAUGUUGAUGGCGUUACUAACUCUCUCGGUGUGCUGAAGGUUGAUGCUGACAAAGGGAAAUCUCUGUACUUUGGGGACUCUCAUUGGCAUUUGGUUCUUGCAGAUAUUGCCGAAGUUAAGAAUUACUUUACGUCUCACAAGAAGGAAAUGGAAAGCAAUUACGAGCGAAUCAAACAAUCAAAACCGAGUACUGCCCGAGACGGACCGGCCUUUCUAUUCAGCGCCCAUACCGAAGCUUCGGACUCGGAUCUACGAGCAGAAGUUCCACCCAAGUCAGCAGUCGAUAAGCUCGUGACUCGGUACUUCAAUUCAUACGAUCCUGCUGUUCAUAUUCUACAUUCACCUACCUUCCAUAAACAACUGCAAAGCCAUUGGCAGGAUCCUUCGAAAACUUCUAUAGUAUGGCUGGGUCUCUUAUAUUCGAUUCUGUGUCUUGCGAUGCAAUCCUAUCACAAGAUUGGGGAUGAGCCAUUAGAGUGGAAAGGACGUACACUCGAAAUGGCUGCAGAAUAUCGAUUGCGAACAGUUCAAUGCCUUGUCAACUCGGACUACACCGUUUCAUCAAUAUACACAAUCGAGACACUCGUACUUUAUGUACAUGGUGAGUACAACAGUCGAUGGGAUGCUGAGGUUGGAAUCUGGGUCAUCAUUGGCAUGAUUGUGCGGCUUGCGAUGAGAAUGGGUUACCAUCGAGACCCGAGCAAGUUUUCGGGUGUCACACCUUUCCAGGGAGAGAUGAGACGCCGGGCAUGGAGCUUUGUUCGUCAGAUCGAUACUAUGUUCUCAUUCCAACUGGCGCUCCCUAGUAUUAUUCGAAGCACAGACUGCGACGCAGCUCUACCCAGAAACAUAUUUGAGGACGAGUUUGGUCCUGACUCAAAGAUACUUCCUCCUGCAAGACCUAUGUCGGAACCUACGCCGAUAUCCUACAUGAUUACCAAAGCUCAAAUAUCCUACGAGUUUGGCGAGAUUCAGGAAGAGCUGAACUCAGUCAGUGGAAAACAUGUCAGCUACGAAGAUAUCUUGAAGCGGGACAACUGCUUGCGAGACUUGAAGAAGAACAUGGCUGCCCAUCUGCAACUGCGACCAAUUGAGGAGUGUACGCAUGAUCCUGCAACACUGCUCAUGCAGCGCUUCAACCUAGACAUCUUCUGGCAAAAAACAAUGUGUGUUCUUCAUCGGAAAUACAUUGCUCGAGCCAGGCAGAAUCCUAGAUAUGCUCAUUCCAGGCGAGCCUGUGUCGAUUCAUCAAUGGAGAUAUUACGGCACCAAGCACAGCUGCACAAAGAAUCGCAACCUGGUGGUCGGAUGCGCACGAUGAAGUGGUUCAUUUCAUCGCUUACCAAACACGACUUCCUUCUCGCAGCGAUGAUCGUUUGCCUGGAUCUCAACUACGACUUCAUCUCUGAAUCAUUACCCGAACCACCGCCAAACUACGAUCCCUACUUCUGGUCUCCCACUCAGCGCUCGGAUAUGCUUGCUGCCCUCGAGACUUCUCAGAGUAUCUGGAAAGAGUCUGCCGAGACAUCAAUGGAAGCCUACAAGGCUUCUGGAAUCCUCGGUAUAAUCCUCGAGAAACUCAGAAUGACAGAGAAGAAGGAUAGACCUACAACCUCCGAAGUCUUCGCACAGAUCGACGAGGACAGUCUAAGACCUGAACACUCUGCUGCCAUGACGCUGGGUAUGCUUUCAGGAGGCUUGACGCCAAAUUCAGCAGCUAUGUUUAAUGCUAUGGCUCAGAGUCCUGGUGGUACGAGGUACUCCGGCAUGGAUACUAACAUGGGCGACUCAUCGAACAGCACUGGUAUGACGCCGAAUUAUGGGAUGGAUACCUCCAAUCCUUUCGGCAACAUCAACAGUGUCAACUCACCCUUCUCCGUCUUUGGAAACACGGGGUCAGGUAUCGGCAUGAUGGACGUGCCGGGGAACUUGGACUGGGAUGCAUGGGACUCUUACAUCCAGAACGGCAGCACCAUCGACCCGUCCUUCCAAUUCUACCCCACCAACCUUGACCAGCCACUUAACCCCGACAUGCAGCAACAGAACCAGGGCGGUGAUACCUCCGGUUACGGCAGCAAUAUUUUCAUGGGUGCUAAUACGCCUGGUAGGUGAUGCGUGCAGGGAUUGCGGUAGGCGAUGGGAGAGAUAGAGAGAUGUGCUGUGGUUAAGAUCUUGGCUGCAGUGCCUUUGUGAGCUCUCUAGUGGUCUGUGAGUUGUAGGCGAUUGAAGGCCAUUGGGUCGACGGGAUACAUAUCGACGAAUCGUAUCUCGUCGAUUCUGGGACAUGUUUGGGACUCAGGUCAUCGGAUGCGAGAAUAAAGAGGAGAUUCUAAGAUAUAUACCAUGGGUGACUUGGUUUAGCUUGAUUUGAUUCAAUCUAGCUUUGAUAUAUAGGUAGGCUGUUUGCAUUCGCUUGAGAUGUAUAUGGCUUGUCAGGGAUGAUGGAAUUCAAAGAAAUGCAAAGCAAAGCAGGCGGGCGGACAGACAGAUUCAUUGUUUGGUUGGGAACGCACUGGAAUGGAAUGCAGUGGUCUAGGAUGGGACGGGACAGGAAAAUUACCAAGGGCAAAAACUCUCCACAUCUUUUAUUUAUAAGUACAAUACCAGAUAAAUUACUCGAAAAGGAAAACUCAUC